Messenger RNA from Ceratina calcarata, 1361 nucleotides. RefSeq lists its product as uncharacterized. The record is from RefSeq and is a predicted model, not a curated record. The coding region runs from base 360 to 1247 and encodes 295 amino acids. The transcript has a single exon. NCBI's taxonomy places the organism in Eukaryota, Metazoa, Arthropoda, Insecta, Hymenoptera, Apidae. Gene Ontology annotation, molecular function: nucleic acid binding.
UUCGACUCAAGGGCACAUUUGACCCCCUUAUCCAGCUAGGCCCUUUGUACAAACAUGUGAAGAGUGCAAAUCCACGUCUACAAUAUAAGGAAACAAUGAUGGAGUUGUCUAAACAGACGGGAAUUGGAUAGACAACAAUAGAAAAGACAAUUUCGGAAUAUAAAUCUGAAGGAAAAGUAACGUCGCCAAACAGGAAGAAGCCGCGCGUCAAACUUGUUGACAAGUUAUGUGAAGAACAAGUAAUAAAUAUAAGGAAAAAAGUCCACGAUUUUUGGUUUCGUCGCGAAAUUCCGAAUGUAGCAAAAAUAUUGGAGGCUGUAAAUGACGAUGCGGAGCUUCCGUCAUUGAGCCAAACGUCAAUGUAUCGCGUAUUAAAGCGACUGCAAUUUAAAUUUAUGACUCGCCGGCGCAAUAGUGCGUUAAUCGAUAAAGAUAAUAUUGUCGCCUGGCGGCAACAAUAUCUUAGUAAUAUUGCAGAAUAUCGAUCAGAGGGGCGUCCGAUCUAUUAUUUAGACAAAACGUGGAUCAACUCUGGAGAUUGCCACAAAAGAAUUUGGCACAAUACGACAAUUACCUGUCCAACAAACGCGGCACAAAGGGGACUGUCCACAGGAAUACCGGAACCUUCUGGCAAGGGUAAACGCUUAAUUAUUGGACACGUCGGAUCAUCGGACGGAUUUUUAGGUGGAGCUCUCCUUUGUUUUCAAUCGAAAAAAGAGGUGGACGAUUACCAUAGCGAGAUGAACGGCGAUACGUUUUUUACGUGGUUCAGGGGCUUCUUGCCCAUGCUAAAAGAUAGGGCAGUAAUUGUUAUGGAUAAUGCUCCGUAUCACAGUGUAAAAGCAGAAAAGUAUCCCAAUUUUAGUUGGAAAAAGAAUGAUAUAAUUUCGUGGCUGCUACGUAAGAGGGAAAUACUAGAGGGACACCACGUAAAGGUGACUUUACUCACAUUAGUUGAAAAAUAUAAGCGCCCAGGCGACAAUUAUGUCAUCGAUGCAUUUACGAGUCAAUUUGGUCACACUGUGCUACGCCUCCCCCCUUACCACUGUGAAUUGAACCCUAUUGAAAUGGCAUGGGCACAAAUAAAAUCGUACAUUCGAGCCCGUAAUACGACAUACAAAUUGUCAGACGUCGAAAAAUUAGUCGACGAAGCUGUUGAAAACGUUACCGCCGAAACGUGGAAAAAUUUGAUACGACACAACGGAGAUAAAGAACAAGUUCCGUCAGCUCGACGAUAUCACGGAUGAUAUCUUAGAUGAUGAUGAUCCCUGGAUGCAUAACGAAUCCGACGAUUCCGACAAAAGUACUGUAGAAAUUGAGUAACACAGCCUUCACGUUCCUUCACGUUCUUCAGUUAAUAA